GUGCGUCAUCAAGACCUUCCAUGUCUUCUUCAUCAGGGACGUUGAACGCCCAGACCAUGCUGCUUGCUUGUUGAAUAACGCGUGGACGUUCUUUUGCACACGUCAUCAACGUAGAUGCACGUUGCAAUUUGGAAAAAGGGACGCGCAAGAUGAUUAGGAAUUUCAAAUGCAUUUCCUUUGCAUGCUUCGAAGAUCUAUUGAUGUGGAUAGUGGAAUGGAGUUUGAAAGCAAAGCAUGAUGAGAAACGAAAUGAGGCAAUUGGUCGAUGCCCGAGAAACACAUCCAACGAGAUCUAUACACAUGCGAGCAGGACAAGACAGAUUGGAACAGACUUACAACACGGCGACGAACUGCAAAUGAGUCAAUUGACCCAUGGCGGAACAGACUCCAACACGAUGACGAACGAAAAAGGAGGUAAUUGCGUGCCUGCGCUGCGUUACAGAGGUACCGUUAUUGGAUUGUCAAUUGGUCCUAUGGCUGGAGUACGUGGAACAAACUUCCAACACGGUGAUGAACGAAAAGGGAGUUAAUGAUCCUAUGGCUGGAGUUCAUUCCAAAUUGCGUGCCUCAAAGGGGCAUCAUUAUUGGAUUGUAAAGAUACUCCUUCUGAUCCAAGAAGAUUCUUGGAUGAACGCACAUGGACAUUAUUACCCUCAUGACCACAGGGCUAUCUCAGCGCAGUUCUUCUUUAUUGCAGCAAACCAAAUCUAUUGGGGCUCCCCGCUGACAUCUCCAAGGUCAUACACGUUAUCUUUCAAGUAUCCACAUCCUAGUUCCGCAAUAUGAACCGAAUGCCCUUUCGAUAGUCGGUGCGGUUGACCUCAUGCGAUAUGCGAGGACGUCUCUUCAAAGCGCCCAAAAAAAAACCGCAGUACUUGUAGAUUGGAUUGUAGUUGGAGAUGGAGGGUUGGGUUUUGUUUUUAUUAAGAGUGAAUAUGCAAAUAAUCGUCCAUCAACGGGCAAAAAACAAAGCCAAAUAGUGCAAUUAGUUAAGUCUUGAACGACAUACAAAGCAA
Spizellomyces punctatus DAOM BR117 is the source of this 1016-nucleotide messenger RNA. RefSeq lists its product as uncharacterized. The coding region runs from base 150 to 530 and encodes 126 amino acids. The transcript has a single exon. NCBI's taxonomy places the organism in Eukaryota, Fungi, Chytridiomycota, Chytridiomycetes, Spizellomycetales, Spizellomycetaceae. The record is from RefSeq and is a predicted model, not a curated record.